Tigriopus californicus is the source of this 2813-nucleotide messenger RNA. RefSeq names its product protein phosphatase 1H-like. Gene Ontology annotation, biological process: protein dephosphorylation. The record is from RefSeq and is a predicted model, not a curated record. Gene Ontology annotation, molecular function: cation binding; protein serine/threonine phosphatase activity. The coding region runs from base 589 to 2364 and encodes 591 amino acids. The transcript is spliced from 2 exons. NCBI's taxonomy places the organism in Eukaryota, Metazoa, Arthropoda, Copepoda, Harpacticoida, Harpacticidae.
CCCCAUCCACCGAGUCGGCUCGUGUUCCAGUCAGCCCCUGGCCUAAGCUGACUACGACGUACUCCACGCGUAGACCAACAGAUUGAGAGCCAACCACGAGGACAGAAGAACGAGAAGGAGGAGGAGCACACGCCGUCUGUUCCCCCCCCCCCAUGCCAGUAGGAUUGGCUGACUGAAGGCGGCCGAGCUGAACAAGCUGAGCACCAAGCUGGCUAUGGACCGAGUUUGGAGUGGAGUGGAUCAUCAUCAUUAUCAUUAUCAUCAUCACCAUCAUCAACAUCAUCAUCAUCCUCUCCUCCCUGACCAGUCACCACUGCUGUAUGCGUGAGUGAAUGUGUGUAUGUGUGUGUGAGAGAGAGAGUCUGCCACUCGGUUGAAAACUCGGAAGAUGGCACCUCAAAAGGGCCUUUACGGCUCCGUCUUGACAGAUGGAAGUGGCCAAGUCUGAGAUUUGCCUCACCUGGUGCCCGCCUGUGCCUGAUCGAUCCGACCCAUUGAGUGCCCACGCACCCCGUUAAGGUUGAGGUCCUCCUCCGGCUCCUUUAGCUCGCCCUGGUGUGACCCUCAGCUCACCUCGUUCUCAAGACCAUGAUUGGGCGUUUUCGAAACGCCUUGUACAAUGCCAUUGGCAAUUUGGACGUGGAAAAUGCCCCCAAUGGCUCGCUCCUCGCUAAUGGAUCGGGGUCGCACGACGGGUCCUCGUCGACUUCCUCGCGUCAUUCGUUCAAGAACUCGGACAUGAAGGUGAAAUAUGCCUACCAGCGACCCAUUUUCUUGCAAAUGUUCACGGAUGACGAGAUCCAAGUGACGGCUGACCAUUUGGUUCGACCCAUCAUGGUGCCCCGUGACAUUCAGAUCUUACCGUGGUUUGCCGGUUACGCCGAAGCCAUCAAUGCCGGCAAGUCGCUCCGGAACGAAGAUCAGGCCUCGUUUCAUCGGGGCGUGCUUCGGACGCAGGAUGCGCCGGAGGACGAUCUAGAGUGCGACCGAGAGUGGGAGAUUCCCUACGUGUAUUUUGGAAUUUUUGAUGGUCACGCGGGUUCAGGCUGCGCCGUCACGGCCGCGAAUGAACUUCAUCAAAUGGUGCAUAAAAAGCUGAUGGGUAUUCUUCACCACCUGGUGCCAGACGCCACCUGUCCCUCCUCUUGUGGCCAGGGCGUGAUGUGGUUUCCUUCGCGUGACAUCUCCGUCGAGAGUCUGGUCAUCGGAGCGUUGGAAUCGGCCUUCUGGGAAAUGGACCAUCAGAUCGGCGAUGACAAGCGACGAUAUAAGAUGCUCGGUGGUUGCACUGUCCUCGUCUCGUUAUUCAUUUUAGGCAAAUUGUACGUGGCCAAUGCGGGUGAUUCUCGGGGUGUCUUGUGUCGGAACAAGACACCUUAUCCAAUGUCAUUCGACUUCACGCCCGUGUCUGAGCGUCAAAGGUUGCAACAGCUCGGCUUUCAGAAGCCCCAGCUCUUGGGCAAUGAGUACACCCACGUGGACUAUUGCCGGCGACCGCUCAGAAACGACGUGGGCAAGAAGAUGUUGUAUCGCGAUGCCCACAUGACGGGGUGGUCGUACAAAGAGAUCACCCCCGACGACCUCAAGUUCCCUGUUGUGUAUGGCGAGGGCAAACGAAGCCGUCUGCUCGCCACCAUCGGCGUUACACGGGGUUUCGGGGAUCACGAUCUCAAGGCCCAAUCACAGAAUGGCUCGGUUUUCAUCAAACCUUUUCUUACACCCCAACCGGAAGUCAAGGUGCUAGAUGUAGAGCACGAGGCCAUAUCUGAGGCCGAUGUCCUAGUCAUGGCCACCGACGGCCUCUGGGAUGUAGUGAGCAAUGAAAAAGUCGCAGAAGUUGUGCACAAUGGCCUCAAGCUUUAUGAGGAGGCAGACGAAGAGCGUCAGAAAUACAGAUUCAUCUCCAUAGCGCAAGAUCUGGUGAUGGCUGCUCGUGGGAAACUAGUCGAACGCAAUUGGCAACGAAAUGACGAGACUCCGGCAACCAUCGACGACAUUUCCGUGAUUGCCAUCCCUAUCUUGGCCUACAAGAAGGAGUAUGCCGAGUGGGAGAGUGAGCAUCGCUAUAAAGAGCUCAAAUAUCCCAAGUCAGCCUCAACACCCUCGUUGAAUGGAAAGGCAAGUCCAAAAGUCCUGGCCAAGAAACAUAAAGAGACUCCCAGAACUGACAUACAACCUCGGAAACCCGAGGCCGAGCCACUAAAGCCUCGGGAUACCCUUGUUGCUCCCACCAACUCGUCUAGCUUAAAAUCCCCCGAUACAUCAACCGCCGAUGAAGACGCAUUAGAGGCGGAAAUCAACGCCGAAAUUGGAGUGGAGGUCUCUGCCGACGAUGACCAAAUUAACGAGGAAUCGGUCAAGUGAAGUGGAGCUGGAAAUUAACAUGCACAACAUUUUUUUUCUUUUGCCCCUUUGCCCGGUCUAUGCCACGAAUUGCAUUCCAGCCACGUGUCUUGGAUUCUGCCAGACUUAGGCAGGCACCUGGUUUUUAUUUCUCCAAAAUAUUCAACGUUUGACGAACGACGUGCAUUUGAAGAAUCCCUUUCAGAACUGCAAAUGUGAUCUUAAGAUUUAAGUUUGAACCGCACUUUAUGCAACGGCAACAACACCAUUAACCUUCCUCCUGAUCAUUCAUUCCUGACCAGUUAACCAGUUAUUAUCAAUAUUAUAAUUAGUUAUAUUAUUAUCAUCAACAUUAUUAUUCCUAUUAUUAUUCAUGACGGGCAAAUCGUCAUUUUUGGUAUGAUUUGAAUAUUAGCUACCCACCAAAUAGUCGCUCGAAAACAACGAAAAAUACAAACAGAUUGAUUAUA